UUCUUUUAUUUUUUUUAACUGUAUUUUGAGAAGAGAAAAGUAACUUCUUAUGAGUGUUAAGCUUUAGGUUUGCUAUCAUUUUAGUUCGAAUUUUUGUUUCCAUGAUUUAUUCACGAUUCAAACCAGUUGGCACCAAGAUUCAAUCUUCCAUCGAAUUUCACUAUGUUACGCUGUUAAAUUCCAAACAUUCACAAUCUUAUCGCAGCCAUGGCUUUCUGCAUAAUAAACCCAGAAAAAAACCUAUCCGUGAACGUCCUCAUAAACCCUCAAGAAACCAGCUUCGUACACCCAUCCCAUUUCUUAAUGAUCUCAAACAAUGCGAAAACCCGGCCAGAGCCCUUUCUCUUUUCCAUCGAUAUUAUGAAAUGGGCAUCAAGCAUGAUUACCCUUCUUAUGCGUCACUCGUAUACAAGCUGGCUCGCGCGAAAAAUUUUGAAGGCGUUGAUGCCCUUUUGGAUUUAAUCCGAAAAUAUGAUAUAAAAUGUCAAGAGGCUGUUUUUAUUGCUUUGAUUCAGCAUUUUGGCAAGGCCGAGUUGAUAGAUAAGGCUGUCGAGCUGUUUCGUGAUAUGGGUAGGUUGUAUAAUUGUGUUCGAACAGUUAAGAGUUUUAAUACGAUUCUGAAUGUUUUGGUUGAUAAUGAUCGAGUUAUUGAUGCAACUGAACUCUUUAGGGAUGGUCAUAAAUUGGGUUUUAGAUUGAACUCUGUUUCGUUUAAUAUUAUGAUCAAAAUGUGGCUUGAGGAGGGUGAGUGGGUUAAAUCUAGACAAGUGUUUGAUGAAAUGCUUGAGAGAGAGGUGGAGCCAACUGCCGUGACUUAUAAUUGUCAAAUUGGGUUUUUGUGUAAAAGAGGUAAUAUCGACAAGGCUAAAAGUUUCUUUGAAGACAUGGUGAGAAAGGGGAAGAAACCGAAUGCUGUGACAUAUGCUUUAUUGAUGGAAGGUUUAUGUUCUGUGGGUAAGUACAAUUCUGCGAAGAAACUGAUGUUUGAUAUGGAGUAUCGAGGAUGCAAAGCUCAACUUGUAAAUUAUGGUGUUUUAAUGAGUGAUCUUGCUAGGAGAGGACUGAUUGACGAAGCUAGAGGUUUGCUUGUUGAGAUGAAGAAAAGACGGGUAAAACCAGAUGUGGUUAUGUAUAAUAUAUUGAUUAAUUACUUGUGUAAAGAAGGUAAAGCUGCAGAGGGGUAUAAAGUGUUGGUUGAUAUGCAAGUUGGGGGUUGUGAGCCGAACGCUGCUACCUACAGGAUGGUUGUCGAUGGCUUCUGCAGAAUUGGGGAUUUUGAGGGAGGUUUGAAGGUUCUGAAUGUGAUGUUAAACAGUAAGCAUUUUCCUCGUAUGGAAACUUUUUGUUCUUUGGUUAUUGGCUUGGUCAAGGGUGGGAAAAUGGAUGAUGUGUGCUUUGUUUUAGAGGAGAUGGAGAGGAGGAAUAUGAUAUUAGAUUUGGGCUCGUGGGAAAUCUUGGUAAAAUCUUUUUGUAAGGAUCAUGAAGUUGUCACUAGGCUUUUGAUUGAUAUUACCUCUACUGGUGAUGUCUUUCUUGCUUAGUGGUAGUAGUUGUUUGAAUAAAGUUUAUAAAAUAGUCUUUAUGAUGCUUAUGGCAA
Molecule: messenger RNA, 1597 nt
Organism: Olea europaea var. sylvestris
Lineage: Eukaryota; Viridiplantae; Streptophyta; Magnoliopsida; Lamiales; Oleaceae
Product: pentatricopeptide repeat-containing protein At1g07740, mitochondrial
Exons: 1
Coding region: 102-1541 (479 amino acids)
Molecular function (GO): protein binding
Source: RefSeq, a predicted model, not a curated record